Molecule: messenger RNA, 818 nt
Organism: Saccostrea cuccullata (small rock oyster)
Lineage: Eukaryota; Metazoa; Mollusca; Bivalvia; Ostreida; Ostreidae
Exons: 8
Coding region: 1-690 (229 amino acids)
Biological process (GO): protein ubiquitination
Molecular function (GO): ubiquitin-protein transferase activity; metal ion binding
Source: RefSeq, a predicted model, not a curated record
AUGACGUGUAACUCCAGCUGGGACGGUGUCAUCACUGACAAACAGCUCUGCAUAGGAACUGGGGACACGGGGGCAUGCCGGAGACCCAGUAUGUUCUUGUUGUUCUUGACACUGGAGACAAGGUACCACUGCUGGACAUUUGACCAGGAGAACCUGCUCUUCUACAAAUCCUCACCAGUCUCGGGUUACACAGCCUUACCUGUAGGAACACUGGUCAGAAGAGGCAGACAUUGGAAUUAUGACGAUCAAGAUGGAGGUCCAGAUGAAAUAGGGGUCGUCAUCAUCAACAAAGAUGGAGGACGGCUAGUCAAGGUAUGCUGGCGUUCACCAUUAGCUGCACAUGAAUUGAAUGUUUACCGAUUUGGAGAUCAAGAAAGAUUUGACAUUGACGUUGCAGAAUCUCCACUCAUUGACUUGGAAGGACUAAUUGAUUCCGGUUCCCCGAGGUGGGAGGUCAUUGAUGAGGCGGGGAAGUGGUGGCCCCUAACAGGGGUCAGUGCCCUACAACUAGAGGACAGCGUGGCCCUCAAAAGGACCAUACUGACCAUGCAGGAGGGACAUAUUCAGGGGACAUUUAGGCUGGAAGGUGACAAACUGACAGACUUCAACACACACAGGACUUUAAGGAUAAGAAAGUUGGAAGAAACAUUAGAAUUAAUCUUCCUUGAGAUGGAAAUUUUAAGGUUUUGAAGAACAUGACAGAAAUGGAGUUGUGACUGCUUUUUCUAUAUCUGCUACGCAUUUAAUACAUGUACAUCCUUAUCGAAACAUUGAAAUUGUCAAUGUGAAAAGUAUUUUUUAAAAAUAAAAUAUGUCAA